UAUUCAGAUGCUUACUGAUAACAUUUUACUGAUAACUAUCAGGGCCUUAAUACUCUCUAGAAUAUCCUGUACUUUGAUACGCUGGAAGUAGUUGCAGUCCUUAAAUACUUUCCAGUUAUUUUUGUUUCUUACAGAAAGCAUCUGUCUGUUUAAAAAAAAAAAAAAAAAAGUAUCUCAUUUGUUAUUCUGUCAUCAGGUAAGCCUGACAGUAAGCAGAAUGUGUUCUAAAAGCUUGCAUUGUAUUAUUGAUGUUCAGAUACUAGAAUUUGACAGAUGAAUCAGAUACAACAAAGAAUUAACAUUAAAAAAAUACUAUGUGAGAUAAGGACUUUUUAAACUCAGAUACAAGGCACAUAAUGAAUAGGUUCAAGUUAAUGCCUUCAGAACAGACAACAGUUAUGUGGCUUUAAGGUAAACUAAACAGAUGAGGAUUGCAGUGGUUAUUUAACAGGAGAUAUGAAGAAAACCGUUGGAUAUAAAUACCUUCUAGAAACAUAAGUUGCAAAUAGACACAAGAAAAGACAGUUAUAUGGCUGUAAAAAUCAAUUUGUGAGGCACAAAAUGGACAUUUUCUCCUUUCUUUAGAUAUAUCAAAAACUGCUUCUACAGGAGCAUUCUCCAAAAUUGUAGGCCAAAGUUGUCUAUUGCAUUUAGCUGUGAAGAUGGAAGACACAAGCUACCAGAGGUAGUCUCUGCUAUCCUUGAUGCUGAGACUGAGCAAGAGGAAAGCCGGUAACGUAGGGGAGGGAGCAUGGGAGCAUACAUGUAAGGUGCUAUUUAUAUUUCUAUUGUGGUAUAAGGGUCUUUUAUAUAUAGGUCAUUUUUUGCAAAGUUUGACUAAUAUAUCGUGCUUAUCACUUAUUUCAUUUUUAUCAGAUUUAUUUAUUCCUAAUAAAAAAAAAUUAAAGCCACAAAGAACUGCAGUAAUAUUGUUUUUAUUUGUGAAUUUUAUGCAGGCAAUCCUGUACAGGUGACUCAAACUUCUAUUUCUUCUUAUCUUAAAGAACCUACUGCACUCAAGACUACCAAAAGAACACAGCCUAAUGGCUACUUUCCUACAAGUAUAUUGUUGUGGUAAGGGCUUAGUCUGAAUAGUAUAUUUUUUAAUCUGAUGACCAUGAAGAAAAUAAAUUCAGGAAAUGUAAGUGUAUGAUAGAAAGCAAUAAAGUGAUUUUUUUAAAUAUUUGAGACAGAAUAAUUUUGCUCACACAAGGUGCCUGAGAUUUUUUUGUGUCUCAAAACUCCAAUAAAAGGGAAAGUUGGGGUUUUUUCCUAGCUCUACUUACCUGUUUCUUUUAAGAAGGAAAAAAUUAAGUAGCGAUUAGGUUUUCAGUUACGACUUUUUUAGAUCAAGAAAAAACAUUGAUUAAAAAACACUGUGGGGAUUGAAUCUAUACCAGAACUGAAAGAAGAAAUACCAAAGAACCCGUUGGAUCAUUUUUGUUUUUGCAUAACUUAAACAAACAAACAAACAGCUUAGAAGAUUGAAAACUAUAGCAGUUAAUGUCUUUAAAAAGGUAUCGGUGUUCAGGUUUUUAGUUGGUCGUGGCCUAGAGAGGGGUUUUUUGGUUAUAAAGUUCUAUGUGGUAAUGCUAGAAUCCAAGGCUAAUAGGAAAAAUUAUUUCCACUGAAAGAGGGUUAUAACCAAAUGAAUGAUAUUUUUAAAAUUUCAUCUUCACAUUUUAUACUCCAGUGCAAGAAUUGGUUAGGGUUAUCCAGUUUUAUGGCUUCUAUCUCAAAUAGUGACCUGUGAUUGUUGCUCUCUGCCUCUUUCCGUUUGGUUGAAGAAAAGAUUCUGAUAGAGUUGUUCUCCUUUUAUCUUCUCCAAGGGCUCUUUGAAGAAAUAGAAUGUUAAAUUGGAAGCAUGAAAAGGGGUGAGUAAUAACCCCUCUGCACAUCCUGAUAAAGAUUACUUUUCUUUCUGGACUUUGAUAAUUUACACCAAAAUUCUUCAAGAAUUUUUCAGCAUGGACAAAAGUAAUAAGUGAAAUACUUAGUGAUGUAAUACUUUUUCUAGUCUAAUUAGUCAAUGUUGCUGUUUAAUAGCACUUUGAAGCUCAGUUAUCUUGCAGAGAAACAUUACUAGAGUAAAGCAAGUAAUUGCCAUUUUUAAUUCAAAACUAGCUUAUUUUUCAUUGUGGAGCAUAACAAGUAGUCCUUUGUUCUUUUUGUUCACAAUUUGUAACUUUUGUUAAUAUGAAUCUGGGAGUUUAUGGGAGUCCAGUCAUGUUCAGCAAACUGGGAAGACAUUAAGAGUGGUAAAUGCUUGGGGGUUUUGCAGUAGUGCCUCAUGUGAUACCUUCUAUUCUCAGCAUAGGUUAAAAUUAGAACUAGACUGACAUUGCAUUGGAGUCUGGGUGAAAGUUGUAAAUGGUUUUGGUAGUGCAGACAAGCUUCAUAAUUUAUCUUUGCUGUUGCCCAGAAAGCAAUGAGUCACAGAAAAUCCUUGAAAACACCAAAUCAUUGAGCAGGGCUACAAGAAGAUUCAAAGAGAGAUCUGAAGUUAGAAAGCUUUUUCUUAAAGCUGCUGCACAUGCUGAUGCAUUGAGCCUGAAACUCACAGUCUGAUUCCUGUGACUGAAUCUGAACAUGUAAGGAUCAUGACUGAAACUGCAGUUUGCAUUGGAACAUUCACUGCUGUGAAGACACUUUGGGAAGUGAGAAUACACAAGAUAAAUGAAGAAUUACAGAAAGAAAAGGAAUUCAGACAGAGGUCUGCAGGAAGGCUACUACUUGUCUGGGAGGAGAGAGCCACUUUAGCAAAGCUCAAAGAAAAAGUCAUUAAUGAAGAUGGAAGAGCAAUUUUAAGGAUAGAGGAAGAAGAAUGGAAGACACUACCUUCGUGCUUAUUGAAACUAGUCCAUCUCCAGGAAUGGCAGCUUCAUAGAACUGGUUUGCAGAAAAUUCCUCAGUUCAUUGGAAGAUUUCACAAUCUUGUUGUUCUGGAUCUGUCCCGGAACUCAAUUGAAAGUGUACCUAAAGAAAUCGGCCAGCUGACUAGCCUCCAAGAGCUGCUUCUCAGUUACAAUAGAAUAAAGUUUGUUCCUAAGGAAAUAAGUAACUGUGUCAGUCUGGAAAAAUUGGAACUGGCUGUCAACAGGAGUAUCUGUGAUCUUCCUCCUCAGCUCAGUGAUUUAAAGAAGCUUUCACACAUAGAUUUGUGCAUGAAUCAGUUUACUACCAUCCCUUCAGCUCUUCUCAACAUGCCAAAUCUAGAAUGGUUAGAUAUGGGGGGAAAUAAACUCCAGGAGCUUCCUGAUGCAAUUGACAGAAUGGAAAAUCUCCACACUUUAUGGCUCCAAAGGAAUGAGAUAAACUCUUUGCCAGAAACUAUUAGCAAUAUGAAAAAUCUUAGUACUCUUGUUCUUAGCAACAACAAACUUAAGGAUAUUCCAACUUGUAUGAAGGACAUGACAAAUCUGAGAUUUGUCAACUUCAGAGACAACCCACUGGAGUUAGAGGUAACACUCCCUCCAUGCGAGAAUACAGAAGAAGAGGAGCAACAGGAAAUGUUUGGCAUUGAAUUCAUGCACAUGUAUAUCCAGGAGUCACUCAAGAAAACAGGAAAUCUGCAAAGCUGUACUUCUGGUCCUUCUCCUAUCAUGAAUGCUAAUGAAUAAAGAAUGUAACUGUGAAUGGAA
Aquila chrysaetos chrysaetos is the source of this 3641-nucleotide messenger RNA. RefSeq names its product leucine rich repeat containing 39 (gene LRRC39). Gene Ontology annotation, molecular function: protein binding. The coding region runs from base 2601 to 3620 and encodes 339 amino acids. The transcript has 10 exons. The record is from RefSeq and is a predicted model, not a curated record. Lineage: Eukaryota; Metazoa; Chordata; Aves; Accipitriformes; Accipitridae.